This is a messenger RNA of Cuscuta epithymum, 1267 nucleotides long. The record is from the annotation of a GenBank genome assembly. NCBI's taxonomy places the organism in Eukaryota, Viridiplantae, Streptophyta, Magnoliopsida, Solanales, Convolvulaceae.
AUAAAAUCAAGUAUUUUUAGACGUGGCUCAGCGUCAUACGAGUACGUAGUAAGAAGUAUAUACCUACUAACUUAUUUGGUGUUUCUGGCUCUCCUGCUGUUUCCUCUCCCUCAUCUCUCCCGCAGAAAGGAAAGCCGGGCCCCUACGAUCAAUCGAUCCGCUUCUCGGAUCCCGACCAGUGAUCAAAACAUACCAAAUAUGAAUGAUGCCGAUGUAUCCAAGCAGAUCCAGCAGAUGGUCCGAUUCAUCCGCCAGGAAGCGGAGGAAAAGGCCAAUGAGAUUUCUGUCUCAGCCGAAGAAGAAUUCAACAUUGAGAAGCUGCAACUAGUGGAAGCUGAGAAGAAGAAGAUCAGACAAGAGUUUGAACGCAAAGAGAAGCAAGUUGAUGUCCGGAAAAAAAUGUAAUUACUCCAUGCAGCUCAAUGCUUCUCGUAUUAAGGUUCUUCAAGCUCAAGAUGACUUGGUUAACUCUAUGAAAGAUGCUGCAUCAAAGGAGCUUUUGCGUGUCAGCCAUGACCAUCAUAACUACAAGAAACUUCUGCAAGAUCUUAUUGUUCAGAGUUUGCAUAAACUCAAAGAGCCUUCAGUCUUGUUGCGUUGCCGAGAAAGUGAUGUUCACCUGGUAGCUGAUGUCGUGCACUCAGCCAAAGAGGAAUAUGCAGCAAAGGCUGGGGUUCACCAGCCUGAGAUCAUAAUUGAUCAAAUCCACCUUCCUCCUGCUCCCUCCCAUCAUGAUGCACAUGGUCCUUCCUGCGCUGGUGGAGUGGUUUUGGCUUCCAGAGAUGGCAAAAUAGUAUGUGAAAACACUCUUGAUGCAAGAUUGGAGGUUUUGUUUCGUAAAAAGCUCCCUGAGAUCCGCAAGCUGCUUGUUGGUCAGGUUGCAGCCCAAUAAAUGUAAGGUCCUGCCUUCCGUGUGUUAUGCAGCCAAUGGCGAUUACCACAUCACUUAUCAGCUGCUAUUGCCCACUUGUGUACUUGUAUUUCCUCUUCUCCCCCCAGGCCUUUCUUGCAUUAGAAAAGCUUUCCCUCUAUGCAGUUUUUUUAUUUAAAUUAUUUGAUUGGUGCAGACCUUGAUUGACUAUCAUGUUGGUCUGCGAUCUUUCUUUUCUAUAACACUAUUAAAUCAGAAUAAGUGUAUGUUUCGUGAAAUGAGACAGAGAGACAUAAUAAUACAACUUAAUCAUUAUUUUUAAUCUUCAAUUAGUGUAUCAAAGCUUCAGAGUUCAGCCUGGGCGUAGCAAAAUAUUCUAGUCUUUCUUUGGGAUUA